This is a messenger RNA of Ochlerotatus camptorhynchus, 2382 nucleotides long. RefSeq names its product U3 small nucleolar RNA-associated protein 25 homolog. Gene Ontology annotation, cellular component: small-subunit processome; nucleolus. NCBI's taxonomy places the organism in Eukaryota, Metazoa, Arthropoda, Insecta, Diptera, Culicidae. The record is from RefSeq and is a predicted model, not a curated record. Gene Ontology annotation, molecular function: U3 snoRNA binding; rRNA binding. Bases 32 to 2356 code for a protein of 774 amino acids. The transcript has a single exon. Gene Ontology annotation, biological process: maturation of SSU-rRNA from tricistronic rRNA transcript (SSU-rRNA, 5.8S rRNA, LSU-rRNA).
UUCGUGUGAAAACCCGAGACCGGACCGGGGGAUGGCCAACAAAAUGCGCAAAGGUAGGAAGGGCCAGCAGCCCAUGUCGGCGGCCGUGAAGAAACAGCGCCGGAAGGAGCGAUCGCAAAAGGCGCCGGUUUCCCGCUUCAAGAAGAAUCUGAGGCACAUCGAGCGUAGCAAGGAGGCAAUGGAAGCGCUCAAGCGGCAACAGGAAGCGGAACGGAAGUACAAGCACAAGAUGAAUGCGUCGGUUGAGCAGGAGCGGGAUUUGGUCAGUGGGAGCGAUGAUGAUGGGGACCAAGGGGCGCCGGAUGCUUUCGAGACGCUGGUGAAGACGUUGAACAGUGGCCGGAAGGGAACCGGCAGGCGGGAGGAGGCUAUUGAGAGUGAGGAAAGUGAGAGCGAGGAUGAUGGAGAAGAGGACGAAGAUGGUGAUGAGGAUGAUGCAAUUGAGAAAGAGGAAGAAGAAGAGGAUAUGGAACUCGAUUCCGAAGAGGAUGGGAAGAGCCCCGUGGAAUCUGAAGCUGAAGUCGAGGAAAUCGAAUCUGGAGAGGAUUCUGACCAGGAAGAAGGCAUCGAAGGGGAUCCGUACAUGGCCCACAUUAGCCACAACAUCAGUUCCCAAAUGUUAGAAUCGAUUUUGGCCAAUCCGAUGGUGGCUCAAAAGACCACCUUGAAGGUUAAAAAGCUGGGACAGUUGAUCAUCGAAAUACCCAAGGAUCGUAGCAAAGAGAACCAGGCGGUAGCUCUUCUGGAGGACGAUGAAAUUUACGCCUCGGAAGGAACCAUUCCAAAAGUGCUAAGCUUGGACAGUCUGGAUCUGAAGAAGCUCCACCUCAAGGAACGGAUCCAGCGGCACUUGGAGGAACCGGUCUUCAACGAAUUGCAAGCCGAGUGCUUUUCCAUUUUGAACAACUACCAGGAUCUGUACUACCCGGCAAGGACCCUGGCUAACGGAGAAGCACUUCGGUUCGUAUACUGCUUGCAUGCCUUAAAUCACAUCAUGAAGGCCACUUCAAAAAUCCUCCAUCACAACUUGAAACUGGCCGAGGCAGCCAACAAUAAGAAAAACAAGAACAAGAAGCAAAAGAAAGAAGUUCAUAACGCAGUUAGUCAGGAGUACCGCGAUCAAGGACUGGUUCGUCCGAAGGUUCUGAUCGUGGCCCCAUUCCGAAGUGCCGCGCUUAAGAUUGUGGAAACGCUGAAGAAUCAGUUCGCUGGAGACGACCUGAAAGCCGUCACCAACUACAAGCGCUUCCUUGAGGAGUACGGAGGAGAUUCGCUGUACUUUCCGCGGCACAAUCCGAAACCGGAGGACUACGAGCGGACGUUCGCCGGCAACACAGACGACAACUUCCGGAUUGGGAUUUCGUUCAGCAAAAGUUCCAUGAAGCUGUACACCAAGUACUACAAUUCGGACUUGAUCCUGGCAUCGCCUCUGGGCCUUCGCAUGACCAUCGGAGCCGAAGGAGAAGCCCAGCGCGAUUUCGACUUCCUAUCGUCCAUCGAGUUGCUUAUCAUGGACCAAGCGGAUAUCUGCAUGGCUCAAAACUGGGAUCACGUGGUCCAUCUGAUGGACCAUCUCCAUCUGCAGCCUCAGAGUACGGAACAUACGGACUUCUCACGUGUUCGCAACUGGUGCAUCAACGGAUGGUCCCGUUUCUAUCGGCAGACGCUUCUUCUGUCCUCUCACGACCUACCGGAGUUCAGAUCCAUCUUCAACAACAAGUGUGCCAACUAUCGUGGCAAGAUCCGGACUGCCAACCCCAUCAAAACCGGUUUCAUCAGGCACGUCGUCGUUCAAGUCCCUCAAACCUUCCAGCGGAUCGAGGUAAGCUCCUUGGAACAGUCAUUCGACACCAAGUUCCAUCAUUUCACGUCAAUCCUGCUGCCCCAGCUGCGCUCCAUAACCAUGUCCCGCUGUUUGAUCUUCAUCCCAUCCUACUUCGACUACGUCCGGCUGCGAAACUACUUCAAAAAGGAGGAACUCAGCUUCGUUCAAAUCUGCGAGUACUCCAAGGACGCCAAAAUAGCCCGUGCCCGGGACAUGUUCUUCCACGGAAGCAGUCACUUCCUGCUCUACUCGGAACGAUCGCACUUCUUCCGCCGUCCCCGAAUCAAGGGCAUCCGACAUCUGGUGUUCUACCAACCACCGACCUACCCGCACUUCUACGCCGAGAUGAUCAACCUGAUGGCCAACGAGUACCAGAACCGAAAGGACGGAAUCGAUGCCAGCUCGAUGACCGUAACCGUACUCUACACCAAGUACGACGUGCUGCGACUAUCGUCCGUAAUCGGAUCCGAACAAGCGGCAAAAAUCGCCGCCAGUCCGAGAGCAGCCCAUACCUUUACCACCCAGAAGUAGAAUAAAUUCUCCGGUUUCCACAAAAA